Molecule: messenger RNA, 402 nt
Organism: Athalia rosae (coleseed sawfly)
Lineage: Eukaryota; Metazoa; Arthropoda; Insecta; Hymenoptera; Athaliidae
Exons: 2
Coding region: 1-402 (133 amino acids)
Source: RefSeq, a predicted model, not a curated record
AUGGACCCUAUCAAAUUAAGAUUUUAUAUUGAAAAAUACGCCAAGGAGAAUCGAGAAAUAAAAUUGCUAGAAACUUUCUACGCAACUCCCAAAACUAAGUCGAUCACUGGAAAAUUUUAUGCAAGACAUGAAGCAAUAACAUCAAUAGAUGCCCCUGACGAAUAUGUUGAUCUGAUAGCUAAGUCUCAAAGCUACGCGCCAAAAAGAAUUUAUAAAUAUAGACCACCUGCUGUUAAUAUGGACUAUGGUUGGUUCACAGAGCCAUUGAUACCAAGAUCUAAAGAUCCACGCCUGAAUUUUCCAGCUAAACAAUGUGCAUUUAUCAAAACUGAACUCCUAAUCCGACAUUUAAACAAGGGUGUUCCUGAGGAAAAGUUCAAAGGCGUCCCAUUUAAAUCAUGA